AUGAGCUCUCCUUCGCAGGCCGCGCCCUCGGCGCCCAAGGAGGAGAAGAAGGAGAAGGGUCUCAGCAAGCUUCUCACCAGAACCAAGACCUUCCUCAAGCGGGAGAGUUCUUCCAACAAACGGCUGUCCACCAUGUCCACCACCAAGGCCGCUCCCGCCGGCCAAUCUGAGCCCGUCAAGACGAGGUACGCUUUUUCCGUUACGAAUUGCUCGGCUCCCGACGCCAAGGCUCGAUACGAAGGCCUUGAGGGCGUCUCCAAGCUGACCAGGAGCCAGCUUAUUGAGGAGCGCGCCAAGAAGCUGGGCGAGCGUUAUGGACUUGAUAUCAAGAUUUCGGAACUUCAGACUGGAUCUCCCGACGACACCGUUCUCCGUAUGGAUAAGCCCAUCCGCAUGCGCGUCCGCCGAACCUGCCACAAGUGCAAUGCCACUUUCUCUUCCGCCAAGGAGUGCCCCAACUGCCAGCACGCCCGUUGCACUAAGUGUACUCGUUACCCUCCCAAGCGAACCGAAGCCGAGAUUAUCGCCAGCCGUGAGCGACGUGCCGCCAUUAUCAAGGCCAACAAGGAGAACGCCCCUAUUAUUCCCGACUACUCUUACGCCUUUGACGAGAAGAAGAUUGUCCUCACCCGUCCCAGCAAGACUGGCGGACAGGAUCUGGUCCAUAAGAAGCCCCGCCAACGGGUUCGCAGAACUUGCCACGAGUGUUCGACGCUGUUUAUUUCCGGUAACAAGACUUGCGAGAAGUGCGGCCACGUCCGCUGCACGGACUGCCCUCGAGACCCGCCCAAGAAGGACAAAUACCCAUACGGAUAUCCUGGAGACGAAUUCGGUCCUAGUAGCGUACCCCAUUACGAGUGCAAGGACUGUAAGACGGUAUACCCAACUGGAGCAGAAAGCGGAACCAAGUGCAAGAAGUGUGGCUUAGAGAAGACGGACGAUUCGCCUCGUGUUUUACCUCGCAAGGUCGAACCCGAACCAGACCCGGAGUUACUGAAGAAGCUACAAGAGAGGCUUGAAAACCUGAAGGUAGCAUAACGAGCAGCAUGAACCGACCCCCUGAAUCAGGGGUCAGUUCGGGGAUGAAGAGAGGAGGUAUUUCUUUGGUCUUUCCUACCUACGACGACAUUCGACCGGCGAGAGCGAGAAACGAUUGCCAGAAGAUUUGUCACCCAUCCCGAUGAGUUGAAAGAUUGUCCGCCCUCAUCAGCAGUCCUUUCUACUUCUAUUCGGCCAUACGUUGCACGGUUCAUCCAACCCAUGUCGCAUGCAUGCAUCCAUUGACAGGCCCGACACGACGGUUUGCAUACUACUACGAAAGCCUGUUGGUUCCCACGAGAUAGAGAAGGCGGAGUUUAUUUACCUGACGCGUACGACAUCACGAUCUGGAUCAUUCAAGCGCCGCCUCCAUGAUUUUGCAUUCACCAGUCAUUUACACACGCAUUUACGAACAAGAGUUGUUUCAAGGGGAGCGGAGCGAGUUUGAAGAGGACACUGAUUUUUUCUGAAAAAGAGGAGUUUGGGGAGAGAAGACAGGAAGAACGGCACUGGGGAAGAGCCGUUGGUUGAGUUUGUGUCUCGAAAAGCUGCGCAUAGAACUUCUGGGGAACUGGGGGGCCUGGCAGGGGAGCGGAUGAAUACCAAGCAGGUGGGCCAUAUGGUUAAUGUGUUUGGCGACAGCGAGAAAGCGGUGUUUUCCUUGAUUCUCUCGUGGUCACAGAUUCUUUUGGGGAAUGUUUUCUCUCCUCUCAUCAAUCAAUGAGACAAUGUCAUUCUUC
Molecule: messenger RNA, 1778 nt
Organism: Fusarium vanettenii 77-13-4
Lineage: Eukaryota; Fungi; Ascomycota; Sordariomycetes; Hypocreales; Nectriaceae
Exons: 3
Coding region: 1-1038 (345 amino acids)
Source: RefSeq, a predicted model, not a curated record